Molecule: messenger RNA, 2646 nt
Organism: Kazachstania africana CBS 2517
Lineage: Eukaryota; Fungi; Ascomycota; Saccharomycetes; Saccharomycetales; Saccharomycetaceae
Gene: PHO90
Product: SPX domain-containing inorganic phosphate transporter
Exons: 1
Coding region: 1-2646 (881 amino acids)
Biological process (GO): phosphate ion transport; polyphosphate metabolic process; monoatomic anion transmembrane transport
Cellular component (GO): membrane
Molecular function (GO): phosphate transmembrane transporter activity
Source: RefSeq, a predicted model, not a curated record
AUGAGAUUCUCACAUUUUCUCAAAUACAAUGCCGUUCCAGAAUGGCAAAAUCAUUAUAUGGAUUAUAAUGACCUGAAAAAUAUGAUAUAUACUUUGCAGACUGAUGAAUUGAAAUCAGAAACUGGUGCUGUCUUAGAUGAUACUGUAUCUAAUAAUGAUGAGAAAUUCAACAACCUUGCCAAGAGAUUCAAAGAUGCCUUUAAGAGAGGUAGAGCAAACAGCACGAAAAAUGAUGCUGUUAUGGUAGAAACCGUCGAAUUACAUGACCUCAAUGAAAAUGAAGAUGUCAAGAAAAAAAACUCUUUGAAAAAAAUUCGUGGUAAAUUCUUCGAUUCAAGAAGUUCAUCCAUAUCCAGCGAAAAGACUCUCUUUAAUACUUACGAUUCCUUUGUGAAUAGUUUGACCGAUGAAAAACUGAAAGUUGAUGAUUUUUAUAAGAGAAUGGAAUCAAAAUUUUAUGAAAAGUUCGAAUCUUUGAUUCAAGAUUUGGAAAAGGAAGGUGUUUCCCCUCGUCGUAGUAUCAUCGAUACUAAUGAUAAAAAUACAAUUUCAUCAACGACUAAUGCGUCUGUAAAUGUUUCUGAAUCUAACCAUACUGAAGAAAUAGCCAUUGAAGGUGACGAAGAUGACGAGGAUGACUAUGUCGAUUAUGACGAAUUCGCUGAUACUCCAGAAAACACCGCAUUAUUGAACUACUCUGAAUUCAACGUCAAGUCUCAGAAGAAGUCUAUCUUAAAACAAUCUAUCACCAAUCUUUAUAUUGAUUUGGCACAAUUAAAAUCCUUUAUCGAAUUAAACAAAAUGGGAUUUAGCAAAAUUUGUAAGAAAGCUGACAAAGUUUUAAGAUUGAAUAUCAAAGCUGAAUUGAUUGAAACUGGUGAAUUUUAUAAAGAUUGUUACAUUUUCCAAAAAGAUACUUUCACUAUCCUAAGCAAUAAAAUUUCAAAAUUAAUUGAAUUUUAUGCCAUCAUCACCGACCAUGCUUCCAACAUUACAAUUGCUAAGGAUGAAUUAAAAUCCUCUUUACAUGAUCAUAUUGUUUGGGAAAGAAGCAAUUCAUGGAAAGAUAUGCUAGGUUUAGUCUCAAGAGACGAUGCCAUUGCCACAGAUUUGGACAUGAAUGAUCAUAAUCUCUUGGGCAAAUUACAACUAGAAUAUUUCAUCUAUCCAUUACCCUUUACAAUUAAUUUCGGUUUCACUAAAUACAAUAAUUUAUACAUACCAAAGUUAUUCUUUGGCUGGCAGGCGUUCAAGAUUGCAUUUAUCAUUCUCUGCACUGGUAUCUUGUUGGGUGUCAAAACUUUCAAUGAUCCUGCUCAACAUCGUUGUAUGGCUUUAGUGGAAUGUGUUGCAUUUUUAUGGGCUAGUGAAGCUUUACCUUUACAUAUAACUGCAUUUUUGGUUCCGCUACUUGUUGUUUUAUUUAGGGUUUUAAAAAAUGAUGAUGGAACAAUCAUGCAAGCAAGUACAGCAUCAUCAACCAUUUUAGGUGAUAUGUGGACAUCUACUAUUGUCAUUCUUCUAGCAGGUUUCACUUUAGGUGAAGUGUUGGCACAAUAUAAUAUUGCUAAGGUGGUCGCCUCGUGGUUGUUAGCAGGUGCUGGUACAAAACCAAGAAACGUUUUGCUCGUUGCCAUGGCCGUUGUCUUUUUCCUCUCCAUGUGGAUUUCUAAUGUCGCAGCCCCUGUUCUGACUUACUCUUUACUGCAACCGUUAUUGGAACCACUUGAAAGUGAUUCUCCACUUGGUCAAGCUUUGAUUCUAGGUGUUGCAAUUGCUGCUAACGUUGGUGGUAUGUCAUCUCCAAUUUCUUCUCCUCAAAAUAUUAUUUCAAUGGAUUAUUUGAGUCCUUACGGUAUUGGCUGGGGUCAAUUCUUUGCCGUAGCUCUACCUACAGGUAUUAUUGCUACGUUUUUCUGCUGGAUCUUACUCUGUUUAACCUUCAAAAUCCAUACAACUAAGAUAGAAAAGUUCGUUCCAAUUAGAACAAAAUUCACAUUAAAACAAUAUUUUAUUAUAUUCGUCACAAUUCUUACAAUUAUUUUGUGGUGUGUUGAAUCAAAGCUCCAAAGUAAAUUUGGUUCCUCUGGUCAAAUUGCAAUCAUUCCGAUUGUAGUAUUUUUCGGAACUGGUCUUCUAUCUACUAAAGAUUUCAACUCUUUCCCAUGGUCGAUUGUUUUGUUAGCUAUGGGUGGCACAGCUUUGGGUAGUGCUGUUUCUUCUUCUGGUUUGUUAGCCACAAUUGCAAGAGCCUUGGAACAGAAAGUUGAACAAGAUUCUGUUUUAGCUGUCCUUUGUAUCUUUGGUGUCUUAAUGUUAGUUGUUGGUACUUUUGUUUCCCAUACCGUUUCAGCCAUUAUCAUUAUCCCAUUAGUUCAAGAAGUCGGUGAUAAAUUAUCAGAUCCCAAAGCUGCCCCUAUUCUUGUCUUUGGUUGUGCAUUAUUAGCAUCUGCUGGUAUGGGUCUGGCCUCAUCAGGUUUCCCCAAUGUCACUGCUAUCUCGAUGGUAGAUAAAAAAGGUGAUAGAUAUUUAGAUAUGUUAAAGUUUAUUCUGAGAGGUGUUCCAUGUUCAUUGAUCGUCUUCGUUUGUGUCAUCACAAUUGGUUAUGGUAUCAUGUCAAGUAUUCUUCACGGCGUUUCAACUUGA